AUGGGCACUUGUAUAGAUGGCAAGUGGAUAAAGAGCAAGGAAGAGACACCUGUCCGAGGACUAGCAUGGACAAAGGCCCUGGCACAGAAGGGAGCACAGUGGCAGUGGUCGACUGAAGCAUCCAUGUUCCUGGAAGUUGUCCAUUUCCGGCCUAUGUGGUACAAAGUCUGGGAAGAAUCACUUCUGGUCCUCAUGUUUAAAAGCCUGGCAGAUGUGUUCAAAGGUCCCCCGGGGCCUGUAACCACGUCAUUGCUAAGGACUCUAAAGGACACUGAGAUGGAAAUGCCAGGAAACCCAGCUACAGACCUUGGGCAGACCCUGGAGUGGCUGAGGGAAGAGCUGGCCGAGAUGCAGAUCCAGGACCAGCAGCUGCUGCUCGAACUGAGGCAUCUACACAGCAUCCUGGAGGAGCUUCAAUCUGAAAGCACCCACUGGGAGAACACAAGGCCCAGCAGAAGCACAUCGCCUUUCCGAGGGAGGCUGGGAUCAGAGGGCAGGGCCUGCCAGCCUAUGCCAAGGCAACUGACCCAGCUGCUCCAAGGGGAAAAGAGCAGGCGAAGCUCCCUUCCUUAA
Molecule: messenger RNA, 573 nt
Organism: Grammomys surdaster
Lineage: Eukaryota; Metazoa; Chordata; Mammalia; Rodentia; Muridae
Gene: CUNH20orf202
Product: chromosome unknown C20orf202 homolog
Exons: 4
Coding region: 1-573 (190 amino acids)
Source: RefSeq, a predicted model, not a curated record